This is a messenger RNA of Gossypium raimondii (Peruvian cotton), 2015 nucleotides long. RefSeq names its product cytochrome P450 71B9. The transcript is spliced from 2 exons. NCBI's taxonomy places the organism in Eukaryota, Viridiplantae, Streptophyta, Magnoliopsida, Malvales, Malvaceae. Bases 115 to 1671 code for a protein of 518 amino acids. The record is from RefSeq and is a predicted model, not a curated record. Gene Ontology annotation, molecular function: heme binding; oxidoreductase activity, acting on paired donors, with incorporation or reduction of molecular oxygen; monooxygenase activity.
UGGUUCACCGCUAAGACAGGAUAAAAGGAGAAAGUAUACCUUGUAAUCAAGAUGGUGCCAUAGCCAGCCCUUUCCACCAGUAAAAGAUAGGCUGAGGCUUUGCAAAACUCAGUUAUGAUGGCUUUGAUUAGCUCACUUGUUUGGGUUCCUUUUCUCCUUCUUCCCCUGCUGCUGCUGCUGCUGCUGCUGCUACUCUUCAAGCAGAAGACCCAUCAAGUUAAGAAAGAACACAAUUACAAGCUUCCUCCCAGUCCUCCCAGGCUACCAAUUAUAGGUAACCUGCACCAGCUUGGUGAAUUGCCACACAGUUCUCUUUCCCAACUUUCUCGCAAAUAUGGUCCAGUCAUGCUCCUUCAUCUAGGUCGUAUACCGGUGCUUAUUGUUUCAUCAGCCGAGGCGGCGAAGGAAGUCUUAAAGGUCAAUGAUCUUGCUUGUUGCAGCAGGCCUCGGCUGGCUGCUGUUGGGAGGCUUUCAUACAAUUAUUUAGACGUAGCAUUUGCGCCAUACAGUGAAUAUUGGAGAGAACUGCGGAAGAUAUGCGUUCUCGAGCUUUUCAGUGUGAAAAGAGUGAAGUCUUUCCGGUUCAUUAGAGAAGCCGAAGUUGGUUCCAUAAUGGAAUCCAUCUCAUCGUCGUCAACCCAUCCGGUGAACGUGACAGAGAAGGUAUUUGCUUUAACUGGAAGCAUAAUAUUUAGAAUUGCUUUCGGCAAGUCUUUCCAGGGAAGUGAGUACGAUCGUGCUAAGUUCUACGAAUUGGUUCACGAUGCCGAGACGGUGGCCGGAGCUUUCUCCUCCGAUGAAUGCUUUCCGAGAUUCGGUUGGAUUAUAGAUAGGUUAAACGGUCAUAAUGGAAGAGUUGAGAAAGUUUUUGGUCAAUUAGAUGCGUUGUUCCAACAGGUGAUCGAUGAGCAUCUUAAACCUGGAAGGACACAGGAUCACGAAGACAUUAUUGACGUCAUGCUUAAAAUAGAAAAGGAGCAAAUUGAUGAACAUGGUCAUGCUUGGCUCACCAAAAAUCAUAUCAAGGCAGUACUUUUGAACAUGUUCUUGGGCGCCGUUGACACCAGCGCGCUUUUAGUGAUCUGGGCAAUGGCGGAGCUAGCGAGAAAGCCAACAUUUAUGAAGAAAGCUCAGGACGAAGUUCGAGGGGUGGUGAGGAAGAAAGGAAGAGUAACAGAAACCGAUCUGGAUCAACUUCAAUACCUGAAGAUGGUUUUAAAAGAAACUCUAAGAUUGCAUCCUCCUGUGCCCAUGCUGAUCGCCAGAGAAGCCAUCUCACACUUUAACAUUAAUGGUUACCACAUUUAUCCCAACACACUUAUCCAAAUCAAUGUAUGGGCCAUUGCAAGGGACCCAAAGUACUGGGAAAACCCUCAAGAAUUCUUCCCAGAAAGGUUUAUCGAUAACGCCGUUGACUUCAAAGGACAACAUUUUGAGCUGUUGCCAUUUGGAGGUGGCAGAAGAGGGUGCCCGGCGCUGUACAUGGGAACCGUCACAACCGAGCUUUUACUCGCAAACCUCUUGUAUUGUUUCGAUUGGGUUUUGCCUGAUGGGAUGAAUGAGGCAGAUAUUAACAUGGAGGAAUGGGCUGGUAAGUGCCUUACCCUCUCCAAGAAGACACCUCUUCUCCUUGUGCCAAUCAAAUACCUCCAUGCCCAGCCAUCUGCGUAGACAAAUUUAAUGGGAGCCAAAGUCCUUUGCUUGAUGUUUGUAUAAUAAGACCCGGCCCUAUCUAAACGAGCACUUAGGCUCCUUAAAUAAGAGGGAUGAGUGACCCAGUGCUUUACUGGCUGUGCCUGUAAGGAAGUCCUGGUCUAGAUGAAAAAUAAAUAAUGGGUGAGAAGUAAGCAGACUAGGUAUGCUGCUAUUAGAGUUAAGAGUUUAGGGUGUAAUGUUAGAUUGAUGAGUAAUAUGGUUGAUUAGCUCUAUAUCCUGUUAAGUCUUCUUCUUACUGCUUGUAUAAUAUAACCUACAAAUAUUUUGCAAUAAUUUGUGUUAGAAAUGAUGGUAUGAAA